CCAUCAUUGCGGCUGCAUGUUCAAGAAGUGGCCAGAAGGUUCUGCAUGUUGAUUCGUAGCUACCCAGAAGGGGAGCUGCUGGGUCAUACGGUGAUUCUUCAGGUCCAUGUCAACAGUUGAUUGAGGAGAAGUGUAUCUGAAAUUUGAGAGGAUAUUCAGUAGCACUAUGAAGAAGCUACUAUGGAGGAAACUGGGCCAGUUUCAGCUUUUCAGGACUGUUGUCCUGGAUAAAGGAAUACCAGGAAAGUAGUGGCAUUGUGGAUGAAAGCCCAGCCUGGCAAGAACAGAUCCUUGAAGAUGAAGAAGCCAUCGCUCUUAGCAAGAUGGACAAAACCAUUCAACAUGUGGAAGUGUUUUGUUAUGCCAGUCAGGAUUUGCAAGAAGAUGUUGAAGAGGCUGGUGCACUGCAGAAAAAUCAUGCUUCGGCGACAUCUGCGAACUCCACAGAAGCUGCAGACUCUGCCUGCCUGCCUACAGAGGAUGAGUCACCCAGCACUACGAGCAGCGACGUGCCCGCAGAACAAACUCCACGCAGUGACCCAGGCAGUGCCCCAGAAGGAGCUGAAGCUGAAGUGUCAGGGGAGAAAGAAAACCUCUGUGAUGAUAAAACUUGUGUGCUGUCAACUUCAGAAGAAGGAACAAGUGAAAAUGUGCCUGUAGCAGAAGACAUCACAGAACCGCCAAAGAACAAUAGGAUUACUUACUCGCAAAUUGUUAAAGAGGGCAGGAGAUUCAAUAUCGAUUUGGUAUCAAAGCUGCUGUAUUCUCGAGGAUUGCUAAUUGAUCUUCUAAUCAAAUCUAAUGUCAGUCGCUAUGCAGAGUUCAAAAAUAUUACCAGGAUUCUUGCAUUUCGGGAAGGAAGAGUGGAACAGGUUCCUUGUUCAAGAGCAGAUGUCUUUAAUAGCAAACAACUUACUAUGGUAGAAAAGCGAAUGCUAAUGAAGUUUCUUACUUUUUGUAUGGAGUAUGAGGAACAUCCUGAUGAAUAUAAAGCCUAUGAGGAGAUGACGUUUUCUGAAUAUUUAAAAACUCAAAAAUUGACUCCCAACCUCCAGCAUUUUGUUCUGCAUUCAAUUGCGAUGACAUCAGAGACAGCCAGCAGUACCCUAGAUGGUCUCAGAGCUACCAAAAACUUUCUUCACUGUCUUGGGCGGUAUGGCAACACUCCGUUUUUGUUUCCUUUAUACGGCCAAGGGGAGCUCCCUCAGUGUUUCUGCAGGAUGUGUGCUGUAUUUGGUGGAAUCUAUUGUCUUCGCCAUUCAGUCCAGUGCCUUGUUGUGGACAAAGAAUCCGGAAAAUGCAAAGCAAUCAUAGAUCAGUUUGGUCAGAGAAUAAUCGCUAAGCAUUUCCUUGUGGAGGACAGUUACUUUUCUGAGAACACAUGUUCCCACGUGCAAUACAGGCAAAUUUCCAGGGCGGUCCUGAUUACAGAUAGAUCUGUACUACAAGCAGAUUCAGAUCAGCAGAUUUCCAUUCUGACAGUGCCCCCAGAGGAACCAGGAACUUCUGCUGUCCGGGUCAUUGAGUUAUGUUCUUCAACAAUGACAUGCAUGAAAGGCACAUAUUUGGUUCAUUUGACUUGUGCGUCUUCUAAAACAGCAAGAGAAGAUUUAGAACCAGUUGUAGAGAAAUUGUUUACUCCACAUACCGAAAUGGAAAUAGAAAAUGAAGUUGAAAAGCCAAGACUUCUAUGGGCUCUUUACUUCAAUAUGAGAGAUUCUUCAGACGUCAGCAGGAACUCUUAUCAUGAUUUACCAUCCAACGUUUACAUCUGCUCUGGCCCAGACUGUGGUUUAGGAAAUGAUAAUGCCGUCAAACAGGCUGAGAGCCUCUUCCAGCAAAUCUGCCCCAAUGAAGACUUCUGUCCACCCCCUCCAAAUCCUGAAGACAUUCUGGAUGGAGACAGUUUACAACCAGGGGCUUCCGAAUCUGGUGAUAUACCAGAGGCCAGUUCAGAGACUCCCAAGGAACAUGCAAACCCGGAAAAGCCAGAGGAGCCCUCUGAAUAACAGAUACGCACCAAAUUGUAUGCCCCACUUUGGAAAUUUCUCCUGGCCUGUCUUCUUGAUCGACCAACUGUUUGAAAACUUUUAUAAAGCAGCAGUCCGUUGUCAUGCAGAAUUACCGAGAGAAACAAGUCACAGAAAUCCAAAAGGGGAUUUUCCUUAAACAGGACAUUCCAAGAACACAAAAUACUUGUAAAGCACAUUGACUCACCUGCUUAAAUUAGAAAUGAAUUGAUUCCCAGGAAGACAGUUUUGGAGAUGAAAGUGAUCCUAGGCAUUGUCGAUAAUUCUGUGCUUUUGGGACAGCAUUUGCUUUGCCACUUUGGAUCUUUGUUUGAAAGCCACAUCUUCAGACUCAGCUCACUUAUUUCCUUUGAUUAUUUGAAUUAUAUUUUCUUGAAGGGUCUGAGCAUCAUGAUGCAGAUAAUAAAAGCGUAUGUAAAUGUGAUUGAGAAAAACGAAAGUAUCAUGAACUGGCAGGAACCCAUGUUUGGAACAGAAGUUUGUAUUGUUUUCUUGAGAAGAAUUAAAAUGCUAAUAUUGAAGUAGAUAUUUUUUAGAGAUUUUUUUUUUAAUCCUCACCUGGGGAUAUGUUUUUAUUGA
Molossus molossus (Pallas's mastiff bat) is the source of this 2609-nucleotide messenger RNA. It is a transcript of the gene CHM, whose product is annotated as CHM Rab escort protein. The coding region runs from base 324 to 2009 and encodes 561 amino acids. Gene Ontology annotation, biological process: protein geranylgeranylation; intracellular protein transport; vesicle-mediated transport. The record is from RefSeq and is a predicted model, not a curated record. Gene Ontology annotation, molecular function: GDP-dissociation inhibitor activity. The transcript has 15 exons. NCBI's taxonomy places the organism in Eukaryota, Metazoa, Chordata, Mammalia, Chiroptera, Molossidae. Gene Ontology annotation, cellular component: cytoplasm; nucleus; cytosol.